GGCGGACCACUCGGUUAACCCAUCGGCGAGCGGGCACGAUGCCGCGAAGUCAAUCUCGGGUGUUUGAGGAUGGGGGGGAGGACGAGAAUCGGAAGGCGCAGAAGAAGUGUUGCGUGUACAAGUACAUCCGCGUGGGACAGAGUCUCAGCGAGAGAUUCCACGGCAAUCGCAUGUUGAAGUGCGUUUUCUGCGGCCACGAGUUCCAGGGCAACCAGUUCGUGGCGGCGCGCCAUUUCCGCCAGGGCAAGGGAUGUCCGGAAGUGACAGACGAGGCACUUGUCGACAUCCACUAUAACAGUGAGUACAAGAUGUCCGACAAGUUCCUAGAGCGGAUACAGCGAUUUGAGGAGCUUCACGGUGCGGAUACGGCUGAGGCGGCUACGUCUGCGGGGAAGAGGAAGGAGAGAGAGGAGGGGGAUAGACCGACGGCAGCAGCCGCAACACAGAAGAGGAUGAGACAGAACACGAUCACGGAGUCAUUCUCUUCAAAGUGGCAGAUGGAGCUCAAGAAGAAGUGGUUGCGGUUUGUGUACAGUCAGCGCCUGGCGUUCAACGUCUUCCGGAGCGAGCCAUGGUUGGACGUCGUCCGACACUUCAGGGACUUGUCGGGGCCAGUGAAGGUGUUGUGGCCUUCAGAGAAUGAGAUCGCGGACAUAGAGACCAUUGUCCACACGACGGACGAUGUGGGAGCUGAUCUCGCGGAGGUCAGGGCUCCUUUCUAUAUCACGGGGGCCACCAUUAUGUCAGACGGAAGGAAGUCACGCGAUGCUAGACCCAUCGUUAACUUCCUUGUCGGCGGGUCGCGUGGGGUGAUGCUCGUCCGGACGAUGAACAGGGAGGGUGAGCGGGAUCGGGCGCCUGAUGUGUUGGCGUGCUGGAUCAAGGUGUUCGAUGACUUCGACCCGAAGUGGGUGAAUGCCAUCUGCACCGACUCCGCCUCGGUGUUGGACCGCGGAGGGCUGCACAUGUCGUGGGUGGUUGAGUGGACACAGGAUCUGGCCCGCCAGGUAGCAGAGGAGGUUUUUGCACUUCCGACAGAUCUUGCACACUACAUUGUGCAGAGGGUGCAGGCUCGAUGCACUCACAUGCUGGAGCCGGCGCACGCCGCUGCUCACCUUCUCAGUCCCAGCAGGCGGGACUUGCGGUACUUCGAGGGCGUGGUCAGCGACUACGACGCGAGCGAGGGAGGCGGAGACUUACAUCUUGUCGCAGACAGGGUUCAGUGUGGCGAGCCGCGACUACGAGACCGCAUGUGCACAUUGCAGGUUAUCGCUCUUCGUGUGAUGUACAUGUGGACGUGCUCCUCUCCUGCGGAGAGGAAUUGGGCCGUCCACGAGGGUGUACAGACGAAGAAGCGUAACCGGCUUGAGUUCGAGAAGGUCGCGAAGUUGGUUGAGAUCUUAGCCAACGUCCGCCUUCUCUCUCAUCAGCGGGCAGGCCGCGGGUUCGCGCUGCCGUGGACUCUAGAUGAGUCGUUGUUGGACGUGGAGGGAGGUAUCGGGAUUCGCCCCUCGUGGAAGGGGACAGACGAGAGCAGGACGCGGGAGGAGGUCGAGGCUCAGAGACGUUCAUGGCAGCGAAACCCAUGUGGGUCCAGAGCUCCUCCGGGUGAUGUGGGCGAUGUUUUUGGGAAUCAAGCCGCCACGCACCCGUACCCUCGAGACGACAGUGAUUCCGAGGGUCACGAGGAUGAGGACGAGCCGGCGGGCCCCGCUAUCGCCACUCCUGCGGCGGAUCAGCGUGAUGAGUGGAGCAACCCAAAGGACGUCCGUAGACGGAGUGGCGGCGAUGACCUUUUCGUUCGAGUUGAUUUGGAGGAGGAGUCUGGGGGUCGCCAUGGGAGCCCUUUAGAGCGUUCGAGGCCUACGUCCAGUGCCCCGCUUCCCGCUGAGCGGGAGACAGAUCCUGGGUCUGCACCUUCGAGGGGGGCAGAGUCAGGGAUCGGGCAUCGUCCUCUGGGUCGCUCUGGCACGGCAUCAUCCACCGCUCUCACCACUUCGACGGAGCAGCCUCAUCGACAGCCAGCCGGUGCAGAUCGAUUGCAGAAAUUGGUGAGGGGCCCGAGACAGCGAUUGGAGGAUAGAUUGGAGGGCGGUCCUAUGCCGGUGCAGGGUGACGACGGAGACAGACAGGGGUUGGUUGGUGGAGAUGGUGGUGCGCUGGCCGGAGGUGGAGGCGGUGUCGAGGUUGAUGCGGCGGUUGAGGGGAUACAGAUGGGCGGCGGAUGCGGUUUCAGUGAGUUUGGCGAUAUGGGUAUGCCCCCGGGAGAGAGCGUGGGUCUAGCCCGAGGAGAGAGCGAGUUCCGUGGGGACAUCAGUGUGGGUAUGCAGGACUUACUGGGACAGAUCAGCUCCGUGGACCCGAGUAGUUUCUCCCCUACCAUGCGCACAGAGGUGAUGCUGGGGGCAGAGGGGGAUGAGGACCGGACACCCCCUGGAGAGACAUCUGCAGAGAGGCUGGAUAGGCUUGAUAGUCGUCGAGCGUACCUCUUGGCACAGAGGGACCCCAGGACGCAGGAGCUCGCCCGUCUUGCGGCCGAGGAGCGACAGAGGCAGCUAGGGACAUUUACGCCAGCGUCUCAGGGGACGCACGAUAGCGGGUUGUCACCGACCGAGGAGCCACGUUUGGAGCCGGCGCAGCCUCCUGCCGCGCAGCUGAGGCCAGAGGAGACAUUGCAGGAGGUCGCGGGGGUGCCUCUGCCCGCGGGUUCAGUUGAGGGUGUCGUGCAUAUGUCCCCGGGUCUGGAGGACAUACAGACGGGGCAGUCAGUGGGCGUUGAUGAUAUUCGCCCAUUGCCACAGGCGGAGGGGAUAGCGCCGGCCACCGGGGGGGACGGGGCCGUAGCGGGGGCCGUUGGUGUUGGCGGGUCGGGGGUGUCGUCCGCGGCCGAUCCGAUGUCCACGUCUGGCGGCGGAGACCCCACACAGGUGGACAGGCCGCGAUCUGGCGGGGUUGCAGAGGGCUUACCUUCUGGAGGUUCCGUCGCAGCGGCAUCGGGCGGGGCCGCAGGGGACUUACCUUCUGGAGGUUCGGUCGCAGCGCCAUAUGGAGGCGCCGCAGGCCCUUCGUCACCCUUGAGCGCAGCUCCGAGGGAGGGCGGCAGCCUCACCCCGAGGUCGGUUGCCCGUAGACGGAGAGACACUACCCAGCGUGCGCGGGAGUUGCUGGACACCAUAUUGUUCGGUCGCACAGAUCGACCAUGGAGCGAAACGAGACGGGUGACAACGGCGAGUGUCGGUCGUCAGCCAGGUUUGAGAGGGGUUUCCACGAGCACGAGACGUCGAGAUGUUGUAGCUGCAGGGUUUGGGGGUAGAGGGGGUGGCAGCGGUGGCAGUGCUGGCGACGGUGACGGCAGAUGUGAGGGCGUAGGCGGUGCCACGACGAGCGCAGUGGAUCCGCCGCGGACGUACGGUUUGAGAGAGGCGUCGAUUAUUUUGGAGGAGCCUGAUGUUGUAACACGACUGAGGCAGGCCCGACACGUGCCCUUAGAUUGACGCCAGGAGGGGGAGACUUCAGGGACUGACGGUCUACCUAUGGCACGCGAGUCACGUCGACGUGAUGACCUAGCAGCAGCAGCCAUCAGGACGGUGAGAGGCAGGAGAGUCAUUAUGGACGACGAUCCCGACGAGCUUCCCGUCCCUCCCGAGCCUCCUGCUGGCGGACGCGGCGGCCAGCGUCAGAGAGAUCGAGGAGGUCGCAGGGGUCGGUCCCACGGAGGAGUUUCUCAUCGGUCCGAGCGAGAUCCACGUGCGCACGACGAUC
Chara braunii is the source of this 3762-nucleotide messenger RNA. NCBI's taxonomy places the organism in Eukaryota, Viridiplantae, Streptophyta, Charophyceae, Charales, Characeae. The record is from the annotation of a GenBank genome assembly.